Molecule: messenger RNA, 3409 nt
Organism: Cheilinus undulatus (humphead wrasse)
Lineage: Eukaryota; Metazoa; Chordata; Actinopteri; Labriformes; Labridae
Gene: prkab1a
Product: protein kinase, AMP-activated, beta 1 non-catalytic subunit, a
Exons: 8
Coding region: 719-1645 (308 amino acids)
Biological process (GO): signal transduction
Cellular component (GO): nucleotide-activated protein kinase complex; cytoplasm; nucleus
Molecular function (GO): protein kinase binding
Source: RefSeq, a predicted model, not a curated record
UUUAGCAUGACGAAAUGUUUUGUUUCUGCUCUCUCUAAAUGGGUUUCUUGAGCUAACAGAUACAUCCACGAAGGCAGACACUUCUCAGGUCACUUGGCAACAUACUAUCAAGUUUGAACUGGCUUCAAACAUCCGGAAAAUAAGUAAUCCAUUACUGUGUGCCUUUAUUUUACAAGGUUGUGUUAUCUUACGUCCUUAUGGAAGUGCAUUUUCCUGCUGCAUUAGUAAUAUCUCUAUCAAAAUGUGCAUGUAAUAUUAUGAAUUGUACUUCAAUGAAAAGGCUCUUUAAACUUCAGUUUAUUCUUUAGUGAAAAUAACUUUUAAAAGUACCUAAACACGGGGUUGUUCUGCUUUCAGAAGUGGGUAAAUCAUUUAAUGUCAAGCAAUGGUAAUUCCGAGCUUCAGUUAAGAGUGUCAUCUACAGUAUAUAUCUCAUGCACAGAGGUCUGUUCAAAAUGUUCUUCUUUCUACUGCUUUUUCCUUCCCAUUAAGUCAUUAUUUACACCCUAGUGUAUGUGUAUAUAUGCAAAUUGCCUGUUCAAGCCUUGGACCCCUGCUGCUUAUACUUUGUUACCUGUACAUUGAGUUAUCUAAUUUGCUUUUGCAAUCAUUGUUAAUCAUUGUACACAGGAGCUUAGUGUUCAUGGUGUAGAGUAGUUUAUCAUACUUCAGUGAUAGACUUUUUUAAACCAACUUUUGGUGUACAUGACAGCUAUUAAUGAUUAGAGUUCUUAUUUUAAAAAAAAAGUCAGAUACUGUAAAGGCUUUUCUGGUUUUGGGAUUUGCUUUUAAACUCCUUACAGUGACCUUUACUUCCAUACAAGAAGACAAAGCCAUGGGGAAUACAAGCAGUGAGAGGGCUGCCAUGGGCCAGGGGGAGAAGGCUCAGCGGAGGGACAGCCGGGGAAACAAGGAGGGAGAGAGGCCAAAGAUCCUGAUGGACAGUCCAGAGGAUGCAGAUAUUUUUCAUGGUGAAGACAUGAAAGCUCCUUUAGAGAAAGAAGAGUUCCUUGCAUGGCAACAAGACUUAGAAGCAGAUGACAAAGGGCCAACUUUAGAUCGGCCAACAGUAUUUCGCUGGACUGGAGAUGGCAAAGAGGUUUUCCUCUCUGGAUCCUUCAAUAACUGGGCCAACAAGAUUCCCCUUAUAAGAAGUCAGAACACCUUUGUUGCCAUUGUCGAUCUACCUGAAGGGGAGCACCAGUACAAGUUUUAUGUGGAUGGCCAGUGGACCCAUGACCCUGCUGAGCCUGUUGUAACAAGCCAGAUGGGGACAGUCAACAACAUCAUCCAGGUGAAGAAAACUGACUUUGAGGUGUUUGAUGCUCUAAUGGUAGACUCUCAGAAGUGCUCUGACAUGUCAGACCUCUCCAGUUCUCCUCCAGGGCCGUAUCAUCAGGACGCUUAUGUUCCUAAGCAAGAAGAGAAGUUUAAGUCUCCACCCAUACUCCCGCCUCACCUACUUCAGGUUAUCCUCAACAAAGACACUGGGAUUUCUUGUGAUCCUGCAUUACUACCUGAGCCCAACCAUGUCAUGCUUAACCACCUCUAUGCUCUUUCAAUUAAGGAUGGAGUGAUGGUGCUCAGUGCAACACAUCGAUACAAGAAGAAGUAUGUUACUACUUUACUAUACAAGCCUAUCUGAAUGAAGAGAGACAUUAUAAUCCUGUCCAAGUUGGUUUACUGUACACUGAGUGUACAAUAUAUCAGCCCAGCUUUCCCCCCUCCCUAUCAUGGAGAAAGAAGGCAAAUCCAGGUCAUGAGUUAAACCUGCUGAAGAAUCUAUGUCAUGACUUGAAGUGGUACAAAUCUGUUUUAGAGGUCAUUUAAAUGACUUCAUUCUUGACUUGUACUACAGUGUCCUGUAAUUUAAUGCAUGGGAAUUUGCAUUUUUUUAAUCCCAACUUGUGAAGUCCAGUCAUCUUAAUGCGAAUCUUCAAUCUAUCCAUCUCCAUCCAGAGGAUCUGGAAUAUAUCUUGUACACUCAGUGUAUGCCCAGGUGUUAUACUCAUCCCUUGAGGAUGAUAAACUCACUCAGUAACCCCAACCCUGCAUAUUCUGCCUUUAUUUGUUCACUGCUUGCCAUUUAGAACUACACACCUUUGCUUUGUAGAAAUAGGCAGUAGUAAGGUAGAACUCAAUGUCUCAGAUAAAAACAGCCAUAAAUGUGCUGGAAAGGGUUUGGUCCAGGUGAAAUCAGACUGAAAGUCCUUAAACCAUUUCAGUGGUAAAGGGGACAGCAGCGACACGAUCAAGACUGUGAAUAUAAAAGGUCCAAGAAUAGAAAAAGCACUGAAGUAGUUCUCCACUGUUUUCAUUUGUAUCUUUAUCUUGAGAAUUCAAGUUUAUUUAUAAUCACAAAGCGCACAAUAAUCAGUUUCUGUAAUAUGUGAAGUAUUUGGUGAUGUAUAUUUUUUUCUACGUGGUUUAUGAUGUAAUUAAUUUUGUGUCAAAUACUCCACCUUUUUUUAAAAAUAAAUAUUUAGAUUCAAUCUUGUGGUCAAAACAAUUUCCUUUAAGACUUGAGAGGGACUUUUUUCGGCAGAUUAUUAUGGGGUGUUAAGCCAAGCUUAUUAUUGAUAAAACACAAAUAUUUUAGUUUUUAGAAUAAUCUGGCCUUAUUAAUAAAUGCUUUACUAGUUUUGCACUAGAAUGGUUAACAUUUAUGUGGAGAGUAGAGUAUGCAUACAGUGUAUGUUUGCUCGCAGUAAUGAAUCAUGAGAAUUAAUCUGAUCCUUUAAAGGUCUAAACAGAUUAAGUGUUCUUUAUACUGACAUUACAAGAGAGUAAUUUAAGCGUUACAGCAGAUGGUUAAGCCAAUAUGAAGUUGUUGGUUGUUCUUUGGAAUAAUGUCAAUCUUAAUGGCAGUGAUUUCUUGUUAAGAUGAGCUCAUAGUUGACAUUAAAGACAACAGAUAAAUUGUCACCUAUUUUUUGGUCAGUAAAGCUUGAAUUAAACACUGGCUUGAAAAGUUGGAGCACAAAUGAGCAAAUGAAGGGACCAGCACAGGAUUACAAGUUGGAGCAGUUCUGGAAGUUUUUCUUUUUUCCCCAAAAAGGUAUAUUUACUGGUCCAUGUGCAUUUAGUUCAUGAAUAAUCAUGUAGCAUUUAUUCACAUCAGUGAUUCAUUCACACCUAUGUUAAGGUGCAAUUUUGAUGAACAAAUGACACAAUGAUGUAUCUAUUUUUGUUUUAAGCUAUAGGCCAGUAGCGGCUGACAAUUUCUUCAGCAGAAGGCUGCUUCACUGAUUUGUCAUAAUUAUUAUAUUAAAUGUAUUUAUGCUAAAAAUACUUGUAUUUAAAAUGAAUUGCAGUGUCAUUUAAAAUGUUGCUGAUCAUUUGAACCAAGCUGGUGUUCAGACAGUUUCCUUUUUGAGAAACAUUUGUAUUAAACAUGAAUUUGAAAAUG